Molecule: messenger RNA, 2309 nt
Organism: Blastomyces dermatitidis ER-3
Lineage: Eukaryota; Fungi; Ascomycota; Eurotiomycetes; Onygenales; Ajellomycetaceae
Product: protein disulfide-isomerase A1
Exons: 4
Coding region: 249-1838 (529 amino acids)
Biological process (GO): response to endoplasmic reticulum stress; protein folding
Cellular component (GO): endoplasmic reticulum
Molecular function (GO): protein disulfide isomerase activity
Source: RefSeq, a predicted model, not a curated record
UCUCGAGGGUAGGCUAUAUAGACACGGCAGCCAGCUCGAACGACGACCUCUCAAGCUUCAUCCUCGGACUCUCUUCAUCACCCGUCCGCUCCAGCCCACCAACACACCGAGUGUUUUGAGGGUUGCGUCCACGUCUGCCCUUUGUUACGGCCAGUGAAUUGGCUAAGCUGUUGUAAUUUAAUCAGACCGAAGUCUCCUAUCUCGUCCGCUGAAUACCCCUUUGUUUUCCUGCUCGCUCUCCUAUCACCAUGCGGCAGUUUAGAGAUUUUGCCUUUGGCCUUGCGGCUCUAGGUCUUACAGCUCUAGCUUCCGCUUCUGAGGCGGAGUCGGAUGUACAUGCCCUCACGAAAGACAACUUCGACGAUUUCAUUAACAGCAACGACCUAGUUUUGGCGGAGUUCUAUGCACCAUGGUGCGGUCAUUGCAAAGCUCUUGCCCCUGAAUAUGAAACUGCUGCUACCGAGCUCAAAGCGAAGAAUAUUCCUCUCGCCAAGAUUGACUGCUCAGUGGAGAGUGAACUGUGCCAGGAGCAUGAAGUGGAAGGUUACCCCACACUCAAGGUCUUCCGUGGGCGUGAACAAGUGAAGCAAUAUAGUGGCCCUCGCAAGAGUGGAGCUAUUACAUCUUUCAUGACCAAACAGUCUCUUCCAGCAGUCAGCAAAGUAACCGCGGAUAAUAUCGAAGAUGUGAAAACACUGGAUAAAGUCGUCGUUAUUGGAUACUUUAUGGAGGAUGACAAAGAAUCGAACGAGGCCUUCGCCGCCGUGGCUGAGGAUCUACGCGACGAUUUCCUCUUCGCCGUAACGAAUGAUGCCAAAUUGGCCGCCGCUGAAGAUGUUGAGCAACCCUCCGUUAUUCUGUUCAAGGACUUCGAUGAGCGCAAAGAGAUCUUCAAAGGAGAACUUUUCCAAGAGGACAUCAGCAACUUCGUAAAGCUUUCCAGCACCCCUCUCGUUGGCGAAAUCGGUCCAGAAACUUAUGCUGGCUACAUGGCAUCUGGCCUUCCACUUGCCUACAUAUUUGCCGAAACUCCUGAAGAGCGUGAAGAGUUCAUAACCGUCCUGAAGCCCAUCGCCAAAAAGCAUAAGGGUUCCAUCAACAUUGGGACCAUCGACACCGUAGCUUACGGAGCUCACGCUGGCAACCUGAACCUUGAUCCCGAUAAGUUCCCAGCCUUCGCAAUCCAAGACACUGCCAACAACAAAAAGUACCCCUUGGAUCAAACUCUGAAGAUCACCGGGGAUGUCAUCGCCAAGUUCAUUGAAGAUGUCCUUGAUGGUAAGGUGGAGCCUAGCAUCAAGUCUGAGCCUAUCCCUGAGAGCCAGGAAGGCCCUGUCACCGUUGUCGUCGCCCACACCUACCAGGAACUUGUCAUUGACAAUGACAAGGAUGUUCUUCUCGAGUUCUACGCCCCAUGGUGUGGACACUGCAAAGCUCUCGCACCCAAAUAUGAUCAACUUGGCCAACUCUACGCUGAGAACCCAGAGUUCGCCUCAAAGGUCACCAUCGCCAAGGUCGACGCCACCGCCAAUGAUGUACCAGACGAGAUCCAGGGCUUCCCAACCAUCAAGCUCUUCCCAGCUGGCUCCAAGGAUUCUCCUGUCGACUACACUGGCCCCCGCACUGUCAAGGACCUGGCCGACUUUGUCCGGAGCAAGGGCAAGCAUGGCGUUGACGCGUAUGAUCCGGCGAAGGUACCUGCGGAUGGCGGUGAUGUCACCGAGAAGCCCGCUGCGGAAAGCCCAGCGUCGACAAAGGCUGCUGAGAAGGAAACUAAGGCUGACGACUCCGAAGAACCGGAGGAGACUGCUGAACCCACCCGGCAUGAGGAGUUGUGAUUACUGUCACAGCGCUUUGUGCAAUAUCAAAUCAAAUAUGCCAUAUAUUGAAAAGAAUGGGAUUCUUGGGUGCUUUCCUUGUUUUGUGCGAUUAGUUUAAUUGAAUCGAAUGGCUGUUUUUUGCUGCCAUUUGUCUUUUAGAGCAUCUGGAAUUUUUAUAAUGUAUUUUGUCUCUGCAUGUGUGUUGUCCUUGCUGUUCUAUUUUAUUUUACAUUAUAUAACCCUCGUGCAUGCCGCAUGUUGUUAGGCGAGGCCUGCAUCUUGUGCCUGAGCUUGUACUAUUUGACCAACAAAAAUAAGAUAUGUCGGAUUCCCCUCUCUACGGGCCGACCGCUUCCGCCUAAGCGAGGUGUACGCCGAUCGCUUGGCAAACGCCUACACACAUAAGACCGCACAAUAGAUAGAUCUCGAUAAUAUAACCAACUACUCUAUUAUAUCACCUCCAUCAGGUUAUGUCCCUUUUGCGCAUAA